AUGAACGAUGCCAACAUGUUGUGCAGGCAGCUCCAAUGUGGAAUUGCUGAGAAAGCUUAUAACCCCCCUGCGUCUGAGGAGCAGCAGAUCAGACUGGUGAAUGGGGCAGGUCGCUGUGCUGGGAGAGUGGAGAUUUAUUACAACGGCAGCUGGGGGACAGUCUGUGAUGAUUUCUGGGAUCUGUCAGACUCCAAUAUCAUUUGCAAACAACUGGCAUGUGGACACGCCAUCAAUGCAACUGUCUCUGCUCAUUAUGGGGAAGGAUCCAGGCAGAUCUGGCUGGAUGAUAUGAACUGCUCUGGGAAGGAAUCCGAUCUCUGGGCGUGUCCUUUCAGAGGCUGGGGCCAGCACAACUGCUGUUCAGGUAAACCUGCAGGAAUCCUUUGUUCCACUGGGUUCCCACCAGGGCUGAGGCUGGCGGAUGGAGGCAGCCCCUGUGCCGGGAGAGUGGAGGUUAAACACCAGGAUCAGUGGGGGACGGUGUGUGAUGAUGAAUGGGACACGGAAGAUGCUGGAGUUGUUUGUAAGCAAUUGGGAUGUGGAUCUGCUGUCAGUGCCCCUGGCCUGGCUCAAUUUGGAGAAGGAUCUGGACCAAUUUUGCUGGAUGAAGUUGCCUGUGAUGGUACCGAGUCUGCUCUCUGGCACUGCGGGAACGAGGGAUGGGGUGAGAGUGACUGCAAUCACGCAGAGGAUGCUGGAGUGACCUGUUCAGGGCACAUUAAGCCCCGGCUGGUUGGAGGGCAUAGUGGCUGUUCGGGACGUGUGGAAAUAAGAGAUGGAGAAACAUGGACCACAGUCUGUGAUGCCCACUUUGAUCUCAAAGCUGCCAACGUUAUCUGUAAUGAACUACAAUGUGGAACAGCUCUGUCCAUCCUAGGAGGAGCUCACUUCAGAGAAGGACAUGGACCAAUCUGGACUGAAGCGUUCCAGUGUGUGGGGAAUGAGUCUCACCAUGCGUUCUGUCCCAGGAUAUCGAACAUCAGUCAGACAUGCUCACACGCAAAUGAUGCUGGAGCCAUAUGCUCAGGGCACACAGGGCUCCGGCUGGUAAACGGCAGCACAACAUGCUCAGGGAGGGUGGAGAUCCAGGUUCUUGGUGCCUGGGGAACCCUCUGUGACUCACGCUGGGAUUUACCAGAUGCCAAUGUUCUCUGUCGACAGCUCGACUGCGGAUUCGCUAUAUCAGCCCCAGGAGGAGGGUAUUUUGGGAGGGGAACUGUCUCUGUCCGGACUGACACAUUUCACUGUAAAGGAACUGAAUCUCAUUUGGGGUAUUGCCCUGUUACUGCCCUGGGGGCCUCUCAGUGCUCCCACGACAAUGAUGCCAGUGUGGUUUGCUCAGGUCACUCUGAAUCACUCAGACUGCUGAAUGGAGAGAGCCGGUGUGAUGGGAGAGUUGAGAUUUCCCUCCAUGGUGUGUGGGGCAGAGUGCUGGAUGAUCAGUGGGACAUGAACGAUGCCAGCGUGGUGUGCAGGCAGCUCUGGUGUGGAGUCGCUGAGAAAGCUUAUAACCCCCCUAAGUCUGAGCGAGGAACAGGCCCCGUGGGGCUGAGAAGGGUCCAGUGUGCAGGAAAUGAGACUCGUCUGACUCUCUGUGACAACUCCACAUCUGAGACAGCCCAGGCAGGAAUUGCUGAGGACCUGGGAUCUAUCCCUGCAGGAAGCAGGCAGAUCAGACUGGUGAAUGGGGCAGGUCGCUGUGCUGGGAGAGUGGAGAUUUAUUACAAUGGCAGCUGGGGGACAGUCUGUGAUGAUUUCUGGGACCUACUGGACUCCAAUGUUGUCUGCAAACAACUGGGAUGUGGACACGCCAUCAGUGCAACUGUCUCUGCUCAUUAUGGGGAAGGAUCCGGGCAGAUCUGGCUGGAUGACGUGAACUGCUCUGGGAAUGAAUCCGAUCUCUGGUCGUGUCCUUCCAGGGGCUGGGGCCAGCACAACUGCAGACACAAAGAGGACGCCGGAGUUCUCUGCUCAGAGUUCACAGAUCUGAGGCUGGUGAGCGACAGUGACUGUGCUGGGCGGCUGGAGGUUUUCUACAAUGGGACGUGGGGCAGUGUUUGCUCCAAUGGGAUGUCUGAAGUCACCGCAACAAUUGUCUGCAAACAGCUGAACUGUGGGGACGGAGGGUAUAUUGCAGAAGUCUCAGAAUAUGGAAAGGGUCCCACAUGGCUGGACCACGUUAGAUGCAGUGAGCAGCACAGCUCCUUCUGGCAGUGCCCAUCAGUGCCCUGGAAUCCAAAGUCGUGUGAUAACCGAGAAGAAGAGACCCAUAUUUCUUGCACUGACCAGGAGAAGUUACGUGUCGUGGGAGGAGAGAACAGAUGCUUGGGCAGAGUGGAGGUUUGGUACCGUGGCUCCUGGGGAACAGUAUGUGAUGACUCCUGGGACAUGGCAGAUGCCAAAGUUGUGUGUAAACAACUGGGCUGUGGAUCUGCUGUAUCUGCCCCGCGCGAGGCUGAAUUUGGCGAAGGGACUGGUCCCAUCUGGGUAGAGAUGCUGAAUUGCCGAGGGACAGAGUCAUCUCUCUGGGACUGUCCUGCCAAGCCCUGGGGUGAGAGCAACUGUGGUCAUAAGGAAGAUGCUGCUGUGAAUUGCUCAGGUGUGACAGAGAGGACAGAUUCUCCAAAUACCCCAGCUCCCCCGCGCCGUCCUCCCACUGACAGUGGGAGAGUCACGGUGCCCGUGGUCGUCUGCAUUAUCCUGGGGGCCCUGCUCUGCCUGGUCUUAAUCAUCCUGGGGGCGCAGGUGCGAAGUGCCAGGGCACAGCGCAGAGGCUCCAGAAGACCCUUGGAUCCCUUCUCUGAGGCUGUGUACGAGGAGAUUGAUUAUAACCUGAUGAGAGAGAAGCAGGAGAUGUUCAGUCGCUCAGUCUCCUAUUCAGAUGACUCAGUGGCGAAGCUGCAGUAUUACACCGGGGACAGCGAGGGGGAAAAUGAUCCUGGAUCAGAACAAGAGGGAGCUUCCCGAAGGGGGUCUCAGUUGGGUUAUGAUAACGUGGAGGAGCCUGCCUUGAACGACGUCCCCCAGACUCCAGACGGCCGAGAUGCCCCUGCCCUGCCUGGAGAUGUCACAGGGGAUGGUUAUGAUGAUGCCAGAGAAGUGUCUGACCCUGAAGGUGACCCUGCUUUGGGGCAGAAUGAUGAGGAAGGCACUGGGGUGAAUGACAGGAACAGAGAUUCACAGACAGGUGGGAGUUGGCACUCGCUAAGGAGUGAAGUUGUCUCUGGGAUGGACAGGGAAACCCGGUUCCCACUUCCUGGAGACACAGGUUAUGAUGAUGUGGAACAUGGUGACUCUGGGGGAUCAAUAUCAGAACAAUUUGAUUGGAAAAAAUAACCUUGUGAUGAUGUAAAUGCUUCGCCUCUUUCUCUCAGAAAUGCACCCUCUGCUAUGACGGCCUAGAGACAGUCCCUGCCUGGUAGAUAGACAAAGCAGGUGUUUUUAUAGGAUUUGUGUGAAGUUACAGGAAAUACAAGUGGGAGUUGGAAAAGGUUCAUAAACUUUCUUUGUAUAAUUUUCCAUUGUUUGA
This is a messenger RNA of Mauremys mutica (yellowpond turtle), 3529 nucleotides long. Its product is annotated as antigen WC1.1-like. The record is from RefSeq and is a predicted model, not a curated record. Bases 1 to 3336 code for a protein of 1111 amino acids. The transcript has 17 exons. Lineage: Eukaryota; Metazoa; Chordata; Testudines; Geoemydidae. Gene Ontology annotation, cellular component: membrane.